Molecule: messenger RNA, 1812 nt
Organism: Penicillium angulare
Lineage: Eukaryota; Fungi; Ascomycota; Eurotiomycetes; Eurotiales; Aspergillaceae
Product: putative manganese ion homeostasis (Fr)
Exons: 2
Coding region: 1-1812 (603 amino acids)
Biological process (GO): GPI anchor biosynthetic process
Cellular component (GO): endoplasmic reticulum
Molecular function (GO): hydrolase activity
Source: RefSeq, a predicted model, not a curated record
AUGAGCCACGCCUAUCCGCGCAACACAGGCGCAUAUUCUCUUCCAUCGUUUACAAUCAACCCCAAAUCGCCAAAACAUACUGAUCGCCAAUGGGGUGGUUUCACAGGCUUGUCAAAGCAAUGGGUGACAGAUGGGGUCACGGCCUUGCAGACAGCUAGACCUCGGGAUAUAGAUGAAGCGCGAAGCUUUGCUGUGCGAGUCUUCAAGCGCGUUUUUACUCUUGUGAACGCUGUUAUUCUCUUAUGGCUGUCUACCCUGUGGUGGGGAGAACGGACCGUAUUCCAAGAAAGCAUAGAUGCUUGUGUUUGGAACAGCUGGGAACGAUGGCCUCAAGGUUCAGUACCGCACCAUGUCGCCUUCGUCGCCGAUCCGCAACUAGUCGAUCCCCACACGUAUCCUGGUCGCCCUUGGCCUCUCUCAACCUUGACUAUUAAAUAUACCGAUCAAUAUCUUCGCCGAUCAUUCUCAUUAAUACAAGACAACCUUGUCCCAGACUCAGUACUUUUUCUCGGCGAUCUCUUCGACGGAGGCAGAGAAUGGGCUACAAGCACCACCACAAGCCCCGAGGACCGAUAUAAGGGUUAUACAGACUCUUUCUGGAAGAAAGAGUAUGGCCGGUUCAUGAAAAUCUUUUUGGACCCUUGGAUGAAGCAGAACGAGCCGCCUGUGGAUGGGCGUGGUCGCAGGCUGCUCGCAAGCUUACCAGGAAACCAUGACCUGGGAUUUGCAAAAGGCAUCCAGGAACCAGUGCGGCGUCGGUUUCAAGCUUUUUUUGGGCAUAGCAACAGACUGGAUAUCAUUGGGAAUCAUACCUUUGUCUCGGUCGAUACAGUUUCAUUGAGUGCAAUGGAUCAACCAGAUCCUCAAACUGGUAGCUCCAAUUCCGACAACGUCUUUGGUGAACCGAUCUGGAAAUCCGCCAAUGACUUCCUCGACAAUAUGCCCGCUUAUCGAGCUCAAGCUGAGGGGAACGAGCUCCGAAUGUUGAAAAACAUAUCUGACGGAAUCCAGUUCGACUAUCAUAUAGUGGAUCCGAUGGACCCUUCGAUUCAUAGCACUGAGGAAAACCACUCCAUCAACCUCCCCACCAUCUUACUUACACACGUUCCUCUUUACCGAAAGCCAGCCACCCCUUGUGGUCCCCUUCGAGAGAAGUAUCCACCGUCUUCGACAACUGAAGAGUUGGAAGAAGAUGAGCCGAACUCACUCAAGAUUGCCGGCGGCUAUCAGUAUCAGAAUGUGCUGACACCGACUAUUUCAAAUGGAUUGGUGUCAAGGGCAGGGCCUAACGUGGUUCAAGUUUACUCUGGCGAUGAUCAUGACUACUGCGAGUUGAUCCAUCGCGAGUUCAAUGGCUCACCUAACGAGAUCACCGUGAAGAGUUUGUCUUGGGCGAUGGGUGUCCGGCAUCCAGGCUUCCUGAUGACCAGCCUAUGGAAUCCAAUUGACUCAGAGACAGGCGAGACCACUCAAAAGACCUCUUCACCGACGAUUCAAAAUCAUCUCUGUAUUCUCCCAGACCAACUUGGCAUAUUCAUCUACUACGCGUGCAUCCUGGGGUUGAGCAUUGCUGUUCUCUUCCUCAGCUCUGCCUACCAUGCAUUCUUUGCUCCCAAGCCCUCGGUGCUACCGAAUGGCUCUUUACUGCCCUUAUCCGAACGCCGCAGUGAUGCCUUCAGGCACCAGUACCACACAUCCGGUACGUCCAGUUCCACCUUGUCUCAUCCGGGCGGCUUGGCUGGCCGUGGCGGCAUCAAUGCUUUCCCCGGUAUGCCGGAGCCAAAGCCACUCAGGAUACUUAUCGCGCUCUAG